Messenger RNA from Manihot esculenta (cassava), 2369 nucleotides. RefSeq names its product protein POLLENLESS 3. The transcript has 5 exons. The record is from RefSeq and is a predicted model, not a curated record. Gene Ontology annotation, molecular function: protein binding. NCBI's taxonomy places the organism in Eukaryota, Viridiplantae, Streptophyta, Magnoliopsida, Malpighiales, Euphorbiaceae. The coding region runs from base 214 to 2109 and encodes 631 amino acids.
GCUAGUUAUUAUAAAACGGCUAGUUCUUUUUCACUUCCUCUCUCACCUUUCCUUGGACCUUGUUCUCAAUCAUCACACCUCUUCCUCUAGUUUCUUAAUUUUCUCUCACAAUCGCACUAAGGAACAUUCCUCUUCAUAGAACACAUAUUCUUUAUAUCAUUGCAAUUACAUUUUCUUGGGAAAUUCGAGGAAACGGUUUAAAGAAUAUCGAAAAUGUGGUCUCACCACGAGAAUAAUAUCCCGGCGAGGGGCUUUUCGACUCCGCCGCCGUCAUGGAAGUCGCCACAUUGUCUAGCGGCGAUGCCCAUGUCCGAGAGGAAGAGUGUGUCAUCUGGGUGCAAACGUGAUCUCUUCCACGUCAUUCAUAAAGUGCCCGCAGGUGAUUCUCCCUACGUCAGGGCCAAACACGUUCAGUUGAUAGAAAAAGAUCCAAGCAGGGCUAUUUCCUUGUUCUGGGCUGCUAUAAAUGCUGGGGAUCGGAUUGAUAGUGCCUUGAAAGACAUGGCAGUGGUGAUGAAACAAUUGAAUCGAUCUGAUGAAGCAAUUGAGGCAAUCAAAUCUUUCCGUCGUCUAUGCCCUUAUGAUUCUCAGGAAUCUAUAGACAAUGUGCUAGUUGAACUCUACAAGAGAUCUGGAAGAAUUGAGGAGGAGAUUGAAAUGCUGCAUCUCAAACUGAAGAACAUAGAAGAAGGUAUAGCUUUUGGUGGGAAGAGGACAAAGACUGCAAGAUCUCAAGGGAAGAAGAUUCAAAUAACAGUUGAACAAGAAAGAUCAAGGAUAUUAGGGAACUUGGCCUGGGCUUACUUGCAGCAUCAUGAUUAUGGUUUGGCUGAACAGUAUUACAGGAAAGCUCUGUCUUUGGAGCCAGAUAAAAACAAACAGUGCAACCUGGCAAUCUGCUUGAUGCAUAUGAACAGAAUUCCUGAAGCAAAAUCUCUGCUUCAGGCUGUAAGUGAUUCAUGUGGAAGCAAACAGAUGGAUGAUUCCUAUGCUAAAUCCUUUGAGCGUGCUGUUGAUAUUCUGACUGAAUUAGAGUCAAAAUCAGUGUUAAAACCAGCUGAAGAGGACAAGGAGAACCAAAGAUCUUUGGCAUCACCUUUGCUAUCAGAUAAGCAUGAUAGAGGAUCUUAUUGUGGAAUCCACUCUGAGGAACAGGGCAACUUCAUCAGUUCCAGUGGAAAAGGACCAGGUUUAGCAAACAAGAGAAUGCUUGAUUCCCCUGCAGCUGUUCUAUAUACACAACCAAAAAGAGUUAUGGGGAGAUCUGAUGAAGAGGAACAGAGAAGAGGGGUGGGAUGGGAAAACGAUACAGUGGAGAAACCAUCUAAAAAUGUGUCUGCUUGUAUUAUCCGGAGUCUUGACGGAGAACUACUAGACCCACCUGCAGAGAGAAAUUGGAGAGAGAAGUCAUGGACAGAGGUUGCUCAAGGGAAGAUCACAGGAGUAACAGUGCCAUAUCAGUUUUCACAACCCAGGAUAAGGGCUUUUACUGGAUAUAAUGAUGCCCAUUUAAAAGAUGAAAAUGUGACCAAGUCUGACUCACAGCAGCCAAGCUGGAGAAGCAAUGCCAGGGAAACCGGUGGCCAGAUGGGAUCUACAAAUGAAAAAAGUGAUGCCAGUUCUAAAUUUCACCUGGAACAAAAUAUGGUUGUUGAUGAUGCAAGACAAUCAGAAACUUCCAUUGAUGGCAAAUGUGGUCAGACUUUUGGCAUCAAUGGAUGUCUUGGAAAGAACAGCUCAAGCAAAUUUGCUAUUAAGAGCUGGGCAGAUAUGGUUGAAGAAGAAGAAGAGAAAUUAUUAACGGGAAAAGAUCUGAGUCCUUAUUUCGAUGGUGGUUGGGAUUAUGAAGAAGAAUCUGCUGAUGAAAAUCAGGAUUCCAAUAUAAUUCAUCAAACUUCUUGUCCAAAGAGUCCAGCAGAAGCUAUAAACCAAAAGUUCGAAGCGUUUGAUCUAAAGGAUGGCUUCGCUGCAUUCAGCAAUGCUGUUUCACCAAGGAAUCCAACAGUCCGGCGUUCCUUACGUUUUGAUGCCAAGAAUGAUUUCAGUACGAGGAAGAAACACAGGUUGCAGGUUUUCCAGGACAUAACUCCUUCUAUAGAUAGUCCAUGAGCUUGAAGAUAUGGCUUGAACUUCACCCCAACGUGUUUUGAAGAGUACUGUGUUUUUGUGAAUAUCAGUUGUUUGGACUGCAGUGCCUUUGGAAUCAGUUUUGGGUAUUAGGGUCCUGUUCUACAUCACAUCCUUGCUUGGUGAGAGUCCCUGUUGCAUCAAGCCUUGUAUAUUCAAAUCAUUUAGUGUGAUCAGCACAUUGUAAAAAGAAGUGUUCUUGUCAUUGAAAUAUAUAAAUAUGAUUGUGUUUCAUUGAUUCA